GUCAAAUGUCAUUACGUUAAUGUCAAAGUCACAUUUUCAAUUCUCAAAUUCUGUACCGUGCCGCCAUGUGGUUGUAAUAUUAGUAAAUAAUUUCAGUUUAAUGCAUUUCUAAUCAACAAAAAUGCAGCAAGCACAUCGUGCAGGAAAUCUAAAGCAGAGCAAUAAGGCUCACAAAUCACGUCAUCGUUCCAAACGUGGUAUUUCAGCGGCAGUAAAAGGUAAAGUGAAUGUUAAGGAGUUUGUAAGGCGUAAUCGUCAUAUUUUGAAGAAAGAAGAGCGUCGUCAUCAGGCUCUUCAAAUCAGAAAGAAUAAACGUGAGGAGUUGGACGUAAAUUCUGCUCUUGUUAUACUGAAGACAUGUUCAGAAGGAGCUGUUAUUACUCAGUCUUCUAAAGGAAUCCUUCACAUUGGCCCAGAAGUGAACAAUGACUUUGCCCUAUUGGAUGCUCUCAAAGUUGCAGACACAGCUCUCUUUAUCACCUCAGCACUUGACGAGCCAGUUGAUGAAUGGGGAGAGAAAGUCCUAGCUUUAUCUAUGGCCCAAGGCAUGCCCACACCAAUAGUAGCCACAAUGGACAUUGAAGGAGUACAUCCCAAAAAGCGUACAACUGAAAAACAAAAUGUACAGAAACUUGUUUCAAAAUGGCUUCCAGAAGAAAAAGUUAUGCAGCUAGAUAAAAGUUCAGAUGGACUAAAUCUAUUACGUAGAAUUGGUAACCAGAACGUAAUAUCAUCCAUCACAGAGAAAAGACCGUAUAUGUUAGCUGAAGAGGUUGAAUUUGUUCCUGAUAGUGAAGUGCAUAUAACUGGACUGGGAGAUUUCCAGAUGUCAAGGAUCGAUGGCCUAGAAGACCCACAUCCUUUGAACUUGGGUAAGGAGAACACAAAAUCAGAUGACACUAUGGAAGCUGAAGUUACUAAGAUCUCAGUGCUCCAAGUUGCUGAUCCAGCUAAACAGGAAAGUCUGGUCUCAGAGAAUGUUCCCAAUCCUAUGGAAGCUGAACAGACAUGGCCUACUGAAGAAGAAAUUGAACAAGCAAAUUUAGAGACUAAAUUAAAAAAAGUGAAGAAGGUUCCAAAAGGUUGGUCGGAUUACCAAGCAGCUUGGAUUGUUGAAUCUGACGCUGAAGGCGAUGAGGAAGACGACGACAGUGAGAGCGACGGACAAGAUGAAGAUGACGAAUUCAUGUCUUGUGAGGAAGAUGAAUCUGAUCAAGAACAGAACGCAGAGGACAAUGACUUCGAGUCUGUGACAGAAUCAGAAGUAGGACCCACAGAUGAAAAGUAUGAUGCUACUAUAGAUGCUUAUGAAGAACAUGAGAUGCUGCAAAAGCUUGCAGCAGCUAAGGAAGACCAGCAGUUCCCUGAUGAAGUAGACACUCCUCAAGAUGUGCCAGCAAGGGAAAGGUUCAUGAGAUACAGAGGAUUGGAGUCAUUUAGAACCUCUUCAUGGGAUCCUAAAGAAAAUCUGCCAGAAGAUUAUGCUAGGAUAUUCCAGUUUGAGAACUAUGAUAGAACUAGGAGGAGGGUUUUCAAGGAGUUGGAAGAUAGCUUGGUUAACAUGUACGGUUUCUACAUCACAAUCCAUGUGAAGGGUGUUCGCCAAGAUCUAUGGAAAACUUUCCACGCUUCAAAUGGUGAUGCUCCUCUUGCAGUCUUUGGUCUAUUACCUCAUGAGCAUAAGAUGUCUGUCAUGAACGUAGCUCUGAAGCGUACAGGAGCCAGUGACGAGCCAAUUAAGAGUAAAGAGAAGUUGAUCUUCCAAGUUGGGUACAGGAGGUUCAUUGUUAACCCUAUAUUCAGCCAGCAUACUAAUGGCGCUAAGCAUAAGUAUGAAAGAUUCUUCCAACCAGCGUCCACCUGCGUCGCUUCUUUCUAUGCGCCGAUACAGUUUAGUCCGUCUUCAGUUCUCUGUUUUAAGGAAAAGAAGAACACGAACCUACAGUUAUUAGCUACAGGAGUAUUAUUGUCUUGCAACCCUGACAGGCUGAUCAUCAAGAGGAUUGUGCUGUCCGGUCAUCCAUACAAGGUUCAUAAGAAGUCAGCAGUUAUAAGGUUCAUGUUCUUCAACCGUGAUGACGUCAUCUACUUCAAACCUUGCAAGCUUAGGACGAAGUACGGACGCACGGGACACAUAAAGGAAGCUUUAGGUACUCACGGCCACAUGAAAUGUGUGUUCGACGGUCAGCUGAAGUCUCAAGACACAGUGUUAUUGAAUCUAUACAAACGCAUGUUCCCUAAGUGGACGUAUGAAAACUGUAUUGUUACUGAUAGAGAUGCUAAGGAUACAGAGACAGACAUGAUGGACUAGAUCUUAAACAUGUAGAAUGUAAAUAAACAUCAAAAUAUCUAAAAAAA
Messenger RNA from Spodoptera littoralis (African cotton leafworm), 2358 nucleotides. Lineage: Eukaryota; Metazoa; Arthropoda; Insecta; Lepidoptera; Noctuidae. The record is from the annotation of a GenBank genome assembly.